UCGCACAUGGUUUUAGAAUGUCAACUGUUGUGCAUGCUGCCGUUUUGCAUACCUUUUAGUAUGUCGUCUCUUAUUGCAGACCGAGUGGGCCUAGUAUUUUGUAUUUUCUUUACCCAAGCGUAUGCGUUGCUGCCACCUCCAUGUGACAGUGAAAUUUACUGCACUGGAGAACUGUUGAGACAAGUGCAGACUGCUAAACUUUUUGAUGAUGAUAAGUACUUUGUGGACAUGAAGUUACUGGCAUCCCCAGAUGUAGUGCUUGAAGCUUUUCAUAACUUGACAUUUGGAGUUCAGAAUCAGACAAUCACAUCUUCCAUCCUGAAAGACUUCCUGACAAGGUUCUUUGAUGCCCCAGGGAAGGAAUUUGAGACUUGGACCCCAUCUGAUUGGCAUGAACAACCUCAGCUACUCUCAAAGAUUAAAGACCCAAAGUUGUAUAACUGGGCGGUUGAGCUUCAUCGCCUGUGGAAGUCCCUGGGCCGAAAGAUUGCCAAUGAUGUGAAGGACCAUCCUGAGUUGUACUCACAAAUCUACACCCCUAACCCAGUCAUUCUACCAGGAGGGCGUUUCAGAGAACUCUACUACUGGGACUCCUACUGGAUAAUCAAUGGCCUCCUCCUGUCCGAGAUGACUGAUACUGCCCAAGGGAUGAUCAAGAACUUUCUGUACCUGGUCGACAGGUAUGGUUUUGUUCCAAAUGGAGGCAGGAUUUACUAUGAGCGUCGUAGUCAGCCUCCUUUCCUCACUGUAAUGGUGCUGGAUUACUUUACAGCCACAAAAGACAUCAGUUUCCUGAGGGAAGCUGUGCCUGCUUUACAGAAGGAAUACAACUUUUGGAUGCAGAAUCGUUCCAUCGUAGUUGAAGUGGAUGGAAAUAAACAUAUUCUUAAUCGCUACAAUGUGCAAGUUGGUCAGCCAAGACCUGAGUCCUACACGGAUGAUGUGGAGCUUGCUGAACACAUGUCAGAGGUGGACAAGGAAAGGUUAUUUGUAGAGCUGAAGACAGGAGCAGAGUCUGGUUGGGACUUCAGCUCACGAUGGUUUGGUGGCAACAAGGACUCCAAUAGUGCCACCCUGAAAGACAUCGACACCUCAUCCUUUGUUCCAACUGACCUCAAUGCCCUCAUGUGCCUCAAUGAGCGCACACUAGCUCAAUUCCAUCGUGAACUAGGAAAUGAUGCUGAAGCUCAGUACUAUUCCAAAGCAUACACUAAUCGACUUAAUGCAGUAAAGGCGGUGCUGUGGAAUUCAGAGAAGGGUGUAUGGUUUGAUUACAGCUUGCAGACCAACAGCAGCAACUUUGCUUUCUACCCAUCAAACUUGGCACCCCUUUGGGCACACUGCUUCAAUGACAGUGAUAUGCCCCUCAGGGCUUUCGAAUACCUAAAGGGGACUGGAGCACUGAACUACCCCCAUGGUGUUCCCACCUCUCUCCACAACAGCGGAGAGCAAUGGGACAUGCCAAAUGCCUGGUCCCCACUACAACAGAUGCUCAUCAAGGGUUUAUCUGAAAUCCCCUCAGAAGAACCUAAAGAACUGGCAUUUGAGCUUGCCCAGAAGUGGAUCCAAACAAACUGGGCAGCCUAUUCAACUUAUGAAGCCAUGUUUGAGAAGUAUGAUGUCAACGCUGGAGGAAAGCCUGGUGGGGGAGGUGAAUAUGAAGUCCAGCUGGGCUUUGGUUGGACCAAUGGUGUUGCUCUACAGCUCUUGAAUGACUAUGGCGAGAGGCUAACCUCUGCAGCAGCUGAUCUGAACGGCUUUAGACUGAUCUGGACUCAGUCACUGUUCUUCACCAUACUCCUCCUGCUCCUGCUGCUGUAGGGAUGCUCAUGAUGCCAGAGAGAUGUUCACAAUGUCCCAUUACAAACACCAUGAACACGACCAACAACCAGUUGUCUAUUUUUUUGUUCCCCUUCACCUCAUCAUUAUUAGAAACAAAAUUAUACUCAACAUAUCAAUUGUUCAUUCAAUGCAAUAAAG
This is a messenger RNA of Sardina pilchardus (European sardine), 1980 nucleotides long. It is a transcript of the gene treh, whose product is annotated as trehalase (brush-border membrane glycoprotein). The coding region runs from base 7 to 1821 and encodes 604 amino acids. Gene Ontology annotation, molecular function: alpha,alpha-trehalase activity. The record is from RefSeq and is a predicted model, not a curated record. Gene Ontology annotation, biological process: trehalose catabolic process. Lineage: Eukaryota; Metazoa; Chordata; Actinopteri; Clupeiformes; Clupeidae. The transcript is spliced from 16 exons.